AAUUUCUCGUCGACAUUCGUCUGCUCUGCUCGAACCGCGGUCUCAAUCAAUCUCAGGACUGAGGUGAUUCCACUCAUUUGAUAAUAGAUUGGCAGCUACGAGGCUUUCGAUGGACCCAAAUAUUGCUUCUGUCUCGGCUGUUCCGCACUGCGCUAGAUCUGCUUUGUGGAAUCAUCUGAUUCCGAUCGCCGGCAUCGCCAUGCUCAUCCCUUCAUUUCGUUCGUAGCUCACAUACACCACUCAAUUGAAAAUGAUAUCUGAUGCUCCCACCGAUCCUCAGCGACCAACCAACUAUUUCUCUGCCAUUAUGCGUUCGUCAUAGCUUCCUUCAUGACUAUCACGGCUCUCGAGCCAUUGUGGCGGCUGUCAGCUGGACACCAAGCCACCCAGCGUAGCAAAUGUCACGCAUAUGGAGACACAGACAAUCAAUCUCUCAGGAACAUGCUCGUCCCCUCUCCAUUUUGGAUUUCCGAGUCCUCGAUUGGGCAUCUGUUAUGGAUGAAUUAAUGCUCAAACGUCCCACUAGCUGCAUUGCAGACGUCGUGCACUACCUGUCGUCUGCAACAAAAGACUCGCACAAUGGAUCUCGUGGUACUGUUGAACGCCUGACCCCACACCUUGUCGAGCAACGAGUCGACCGCAUUACAGGAGCACGCGCUCCACUCCAAUGUGACUCCAGCGACUUCAUUCAGCGUGGUAUGCUUACGAGCCCUGGACGCGCCAUACCAUCCGCGGGAUUUCGGUUGACGGCGUCACUGCUAAUGUACCACUGCAUAAACCAGCUUCGACCAACGCUGCCUUCAGCGAGCCAAUUGACGGCUGGCCACAAUGCACCAAUUGUCUCGACCUUUCUGGCCUGGCCACGCUUCAUGGCAGCUCCUCGAGCAGAUGGUGGAUUAUUGUGCGAAGUUGCAAUCGGGAGGCUGCUUGCCGGCUGUUGGCGUUGUACGGAGCGGCCGAUGGCGCUCGUUGGAUAUCGCGGUUCGGUUCGGUUCCUGGACCCGUCCGCGAGUCGUACCACGGGUCCGAGAGAAGUGAGAGUUUCCAACAUCUACAAUAGACAAUGCGCCUGGAGGCGCGAUUGUCGUUCUCUCCAAUGGCAGCAUUCCUUGCCGCCAAGCAGCAUGUCAGCUCCAGUAGCUCCAACAAUUGGGGGCUAUCACGCAGUCUCCAUCUGAGCCGCUUACGCUGCAGCUGCGGUCGGAUGUUCGCUUGGAAUUUGGAAUAAUGAACGCAAUA
Messenger RNA from Aaosphaeria arxii CBS 175.79, 1239 nucleotides. RefSeq lists its product as uncharacterized. The transcript has a single exon. The record is from RefSeq and is a predicted model, not a curated record. Bases 399 to 1178 code for a protein of 259 amino acids. Lineage: Eukaryota; Fungi; Ascomycota; Dothideomycetes; Pleosporales.